This is a messenger RNA of Acaulospora morrowiae, 484 nucleotides long. Lineage: Eukaryota; Fungi; Glomeromycota; Glomeromycetes; Diversisporales; Acaulosporaceae. The record is from the annotation of a GenBank genome assembly.
CAACUCUGACUAUUGUUCCUUUGAAAAAUUACGAUCGCAAGUAAUUUCCGAUGACGGACGCACAAUCUCCGCUCAUCAAGAUAUAAGAUAUAACGAACGCGUGCGUGCCAUACAAUCAGUUGAAACCGGAAUACACAAUUGGGAUGUCAUCAUCGAGUCACCUAGUACAUCAGAUUGGGUUGGCGUAUGCGGCGAAGGUGACGUUAUCAACUUUAGUUGCGGUGAUUAUAAUUCAAAAGUAUGGAUAUUAGGAUCUACUGGUCAUGUAAGUAAUAACGCUCAUCAAAGACCCUAUGGAACCCCACAAUUUGGAAGGAACACAAAAGUGACGGUGCAUUUGAACAUGUAUGAUAGAACAUUGGCAUUUUCAGUUAAUGAUGUACGAUAUCCACCGGUAUUAGAAUGGAAAAAUUUGCCAUCAAAAGUAUACCCCUUGGUUUCGAUGAGACAUAAUGGAAGAUUUAGGAUUAGUAGACAUAAUUAG